Messenger RNA from Ambispora leptoticha, 206 nucleotides. NCBI's taxonomy places the organism in Eukaryota, Fungi, Glomeromycota, Glomeromycetes, Archaeosporales, Ambisporaceae. The record is from the annotation of a GenBank genome assembly.
AAGACUACAGCAUUGCAUAUGUUUAUCCUGGAUCUGAACAUAACUUUGCACGGCGUGGUUAUUUUACAACACCAGUUGAAAGUUAUAAAUACUUUCCCUUCAUUCCUCUCUCUACCUCCGACAUAACCUCCAUUAAAUCAGAAACUAUCCCUAAUCUGGUUAAAGAUGACUGGACCUACAACCCAUAUUUCUACUUUCAACAAGAU